Messenger RNA from Neolamprologus brichardi, 750 nucleotides. The record is from RefSeq and is a predicted model, not a curated record. NCBI's taxonomy places the organism in Eukaryota, Metazoa, Chordata, Actinopteri, Cichliformes, Cichlidae.
GGUGAGGAUGAUGGGAGGGACCUGGAGAAAAUGGAGGAGAAGAUCUGGGACCCCAACAGCUCACUGACAGAGAAACAGAUUGAUCAGUUUUUAGUAGUAGCACGGUCAGUAGGUACCUUUGCCAGAGCUUUGGAUUGCAGUAGCUCUGUCCGACAGCCCAGCCUACAUAUGAGUGCUGCUGCAGCCUCCAGGGACAUCACCUUGUUGCCCUGGAAAUCCCUGACGAGUAUUAUUGAGUAUUACUACAUGUGGAAGACCACAGAUAGAUAUGUACAGCAGAAACGAUUAAAAGCAGCCGAGGCAGAAAGCAAGUUGAAGCAGGUCUACAUCCCCAACUAUAACAAGCCAAACCCUAACCAGCUGAGUAACAAUGUAAAGCCAGCUCUGGUAAAUGGAGCAGCGGGUACAGUGGGUACAGUGGGUACAGUGGGCACAGUGGGCACAGCGGGUACAGCGGUCCCAGGACCUCCAGGCUCGGUGCCGACCCCAGGCUUGGGUAGAGCCUGUGAAAGCUGCUACAGUAAGUCAUUCUGUUGUGUCCUGUUAUUGUGCAAAUGCAGUAGCUACUGUUAUUUGUGUCCUGGUGUAAGAGUUCUUUCUCCUCCUUAGAGGAAAUGAGAUUGUCGUGAUAGAUAUACAGUCAAAGCCUCAGAUGUUUUGCAAAUCCUAAUCAGUUUUGAUGCGACAAUUAAACAUCUUUCAGUCUCGGUGUGAAAAUCUAUUUGCUUCUUUAAUUGCGCUCGAUAAUUA